GACGCAGUUACUAGGCGGGUUUCAGAUACAAUUGAGCCAAUGAACGUCGCGCUUGGAUUUCUUUGGGCCAAUCAACGCUUUUUCACCUGACCAGUCAGUCAGCUGUGCUGUUUUUCCCGGAGCUUCUCUCACACACACACACACACACACACGGAACAAGUUGGUGUUCUGCGGUCCUCCGGUCCUGUGGUCCUGUCAGUGAUUUAGCGCAAGUUUACACAACUAUCACAUCAUAUGAGGAGUAAAAACCAAAGCGAGUGAUUAAUUCUUUAGUUCACCGUAAGGAUGUAGCGCCUGAGCGGAACCUUCGACUUGUUACUUUAACUUUUACACCUAGCCUGUGAUGCUAACCGGCGCGCGCGCGCGCGCACUCACAAGUUUCCGUCGAGAUUAAACGUGGUUAAAGAAACAUCAUGGUGUCAGAUAAAGGAAGGUUUUAUCACUGAAUGCGUCCAUGAAAGGUAAGGACACGUCUGUGUGUCGACUGGACGUGGAUUGUGUGCUGAACAACGAAGUAGGACCCGACCAAAGAGAUGCCUUUUCCUCAGCAAGGAGAUGUUUAUACAAGAUGUGUGGAAGGAGUCUCCAGUGUCCGUGCUUUGUGACAGUUAGCGGUUCUACGGCAUCUCCAGGACGGACACAAGCUUCGUUACGGAUCGUUUCAUUCUUAUGCUUCUGUUAACAAGUUAAAGGAACGACUGAUUGUAGCUACUAUAACGUAAGUGAGAACUGGAACUAACUCCUCACAGAUGCUCCACAGUGUUAAGGGAUAAAAAGUAUGAUGUGUUUUUGUUUUAGUAAUAAAUAUUGUACUCCUGGGCAAACUGCUGUGCUGCGUCACUCUUCUGCUGUGGCCAUGUGAGUAUAUAAGAGCUGAUCAAUACGAGAAAGAGAAACUAAAGAUGCCGGUGUCCAAAUAUUUAAGACCCGUGGAUCGUGACGGUGAAGUGACUAAUUUCCUGUCUCACCGCUCUGACUCACUGCUGUCUCUUGCUGUCUAUCACCUUUGCCUGUAUUAGGACUUCCUGUUUGUCUGCAUCUGCCUUUUCAUUGGGUCCUUAUAGAGGAUUUGCUAGGCUUUUCUCUGCCCCUCCCUCCCUCCCUCCCUUCAUCCUUCCCUCCCACCUAUGCUCUCUCGCUUUCCUCUCCUCUUCUGCUCUCACGCAAGCUUUUCGGUGUCGUGUGUUUCUUCCUCUUUUCUCGCACGAUUGUUUCUGGUACCGUAGACACGUCUCACUCCAGUUCCUUCCAUCUCAGAUUUUGCUCUGUCUUUCCUUCCUUGACUAAACGACGUCGUAAAGAAAAGUUAUUAAAAGAAUAUCGAAAGGCGAAAAAAAAGGAAAUUAUUCGCGUAUCGUGUUUAAUAAUUAUUUUAUUUUUUAAAAAAUGUAAAAAGUUUAUGAAGUACGUCUGGUCCAUCAGUUGGAUAUUUGUUGGAUAAAUCUCACACUCGAAACGUUUUAAAAGCGAUCAUGCGCUCAGACGUGCGACGGAUUUUGCGGAUAAUGUCCAGUGACUCGAAACUAAAAUCGUCUAAGGUUUGUGUGAUGACUGUGUUGUUCAAUGACCGUGAACUGUCCAUCAGCUGAAAAUAAAAAUCUGUUGUGUCUCAGUAAUGAAAUCUCCUUCAGAAAAUGAUGUGAUCUAACAGUCAUGAUCUACAUGUGUGAAUUUCACUCUGAGCUCCAAAAGGUUCCUCAGGUAAAGAUCUGCACCGUUACACAAGGAUUCUGAUGGACCAGAUGAAGAUACUGAGAUCUUCUGGACUGUUAAAAAUGCGAGUCAAGUUUUGCUGCUGUAACAUGAACUGGAAGAGAACGUUCCAGUGAUUUGUCAAGACAAAGAUGGAAAAGUGUUCAUUAGCUGUGAGCAGAGUUGCUGGUGUGAACGCAAAGCCGAGGCUCCUCGGGGCUUCUGUGGUGUCUGCAGUGAAGCACAGAGCGGUGCAGUCUGCGGUCGGAGCUGUGGGGGGAUGAUGUCUUCCUGUGUGCAGCAGCAUGAUAGAUGGAGGAGGCUGAACCACCCACACUACAGCACAGAGAGGGGUACGGUCUGGGUCGUGGGGUGAAGCGUAAGCUGAGCGAGGGCGAGGAGUCUGCGCUGGAUCUCCCGUAUCCCCAGCAGAGGCAGCUGGUCCUGGACCUGUGCCUGGACAAGCUGCAGAGCUGCCAGCAACAUGCCGAGCCCAGCCUUCACCGCUCAGUGCUGCUGGCCAACACGCUGCGCCAAAUCCAGCAGGAGAUGUGUCUGGAGGGUGGAGAUGCCCUCCCUCCCACUUCACAUUCUCUCACAUUUCCUCCACCCACUCCACGCCACAUCCCCGAGCUCCCACCUGUAUCUCUAGACUCUUCACUUCUUCUCUCUGGACCCAUGUCCUCCUCCUCAUCAUCAUCCCUGACACUCGAUGAGGAUGUCGAGAGUAGACCGCCCGCUCCGGAGCGCUCGGACGAGGCGGAUACGAAGACGCCAGAUUCUCUGUUCGGCACGUUCGAGAUCACAAAUUCCACCAGCUACCUGACGGACCUGCAGCUGGACGACAUCUUUGAGGACAUCGACACGUCCAUGUACGACUCGUCAGAAAUCUCAAUCCUGGCGUUUUCCACGCCGAGAGAAGACGGACUGAAGAACCUGUCGAACCUGCAGCUCUGCCUGGCUGACCUCAAUGAUCUGGACCACAUCAUGGACAUCCUGGUGCGCUCGUGAUCCUCACACACCCUCAGAACGUCUCAAGCCAUCCUCACAUUCACACCGAAUGAAAUCUUUCAAUUUUUUUAAAAAGCUUUUUUUUUUUAAUUAUUAUUAUUAUUUAAUGUAAUUAAAUCUAUUUUUAUACAAAGAACCGAUAUUUAUAAAAAUCAUAAACGACUGGAAUCUCACACACACACUGUAGGAUGCACGUUGCUCUUUUCCUAUUUAAGCAAAGAUCUGUAUCUAUCUGCAGGGAACGAACAUCAACAUGAAGUAUUAUCACUGGUCCUUUAUUUAUAACGAGCGCUGUUUAAAAAAGAACGAAACUCUGUCUCUUUUAAGGAGAUAAGACAGAAGAGAGAACUAGAGAAAAGACGUUUUAUUUCUUUAGUAUGAACCGAUCUGAACUGAUGAGUAUUUCUCAA
Messenger RNA from Tachysurus fulvidraco (yellow catfish), 3113 nucleotides. RefSeq lists its product as uncharacterized. Gene Ontology annotation, molecular function: transcription regulator activity. NCBI's taxonomy places the organism in Eukaryota, Metazoa, Chordata, Actinopteri, Siluriformes, Bagridae. Bases 2005 to 2703 code for a protein of 232 amino acids. Gene Ontology annotation, cellular component: nucleus. The record is from RefSeq and is a predicted model, not a curated record. The transcript has 5 exons.